Rhipicephalus sanguineus (brown dog tick) is the source of this 816-nucleotide messenger RNA. RefSeq names its product zinc finger protein 77-like. Gene Ontology annotation, molecular function: DNA-binding transcription factor activity, RNA polymerase II-specific; RNA polymerase II cis-regulatory region sequence-specific DNA binding. The record is from RefSeq and is a predicted model, not a curated record. Gene Ontology annotation, biological process: regulation of transcription by RNA polymerase II. NCBI's taxonomy places the organism in Eukaryota, Metazoa, Arthropoda, Arachnida, Ixodida, Ixodidae. Gene Ontology annotation, cellular component: nucleus.
AUGGAAACCUACCCAGUUCAGCGUGCUGAAGAGCUGGUGGCAGCCAUGUCGGGAGGUCAGAAGUUUACAAAACUUGACCUGCAAGACGCCUACCAGCAGAUACCUCUGGAUGCAGAAAGUCAUGAAUACGUGGCCAUACAGGGGGUUCCCCCUGCCUUUGGUGAGCACCUACAAGUGCAGCCAGAUAUUCCAGAGCUCCCAGCUGUGCUGGGUUCACGUGCAGACAGUCCAAUUGCCGAAACAGCUCCUAGCCCUUCCACACCGGAAUGCAUGGUGUGCAACUUCUCAGCUGAUUCAGCGGACGACUUGCGUUACCACGUGCGCCUGCAUGCGGUGCAAGGUGAGCUGUGCUGCAAGCUGUGUCAGCAGCAGUUCCGCACCCUGGUUGAUUUCAAGGGGCACUGCGACAGCCAUGGCCCCAAGCCGUUGCAGAAGCCGCCUCGCCGCAAUCCCGCCAUGCUCUCGUGCGGUGCCUGCGGGAAGCUGUUUCGCUCGCAGGCCUGGCUGGAGCGUCACAUAGAGCAGCGGCACGGUGGUGACGACGUGGACAGUGUCGAGAGUGCUCCUGCUUCGCAAGAUAGGGGACCCCCAACGCUGCAGUGCUGUGCCUGCGCACGCACCUUCACUUCAGCGUCCGCUUUACAGUCACAUGAGCGGUCACAUUUUGAAGGGCAGCCAGGCAGCUUGGGCGAGCAUGCCUGUUCCCUGUGUGACCGGUCCUUCAGCAGCUACCGGGGUCUGCGCAUGCAUCAGCGCAAGCACAUCGGCUGCCAGCAGACUGGCCGGGGAGGUGCGACCACUGAGCCAGUGAUUGAG